AUGGGGCCGGGGUUGCCCUUGCUGCUGGGAGUCCUGGCCGCCUCGUUGGUCGCAGGGUCCGGGGGGCCUCCCGCGGAGGGGACGCUGCUGGACCAGCUGUUCGGCGACUACAACAAGGACGUGCGGCCUGCGCGGACCCCCGAGGAGCGCGUCCCCGUGCGCAUCGGCCUGCGUCUGGCGCAGCUCAUCAGCCUGAACGAAAAGGACGAGGAGAUGAUCACAAAGGUUUAUCUGGACCUGGUGUGGACCGAUUACCGGCUGAGCUGGGACCCCGAGGAUCACCAGGGGAUCGACUCCCUGCGAAUCACGUCGGAUGACGUCUGGCUUCCAGAUAUUGUGCUCAUGAAUAACAACGAUGGCAUCUUCGACAUUGGCCUUGGCAUCAACGUGCUGGUGACCCCGGACGGGACGGUGCGCUGGGAGCCGCCCGCCAUUUAUCGCAGUAGCUGCAGCAUCCAGGUCACCUACUUCCCCUUCGACUGGCAGAACUGCUCCAUGGUGUUCAGCUCCUACAGCUACGACAGCUCCCAGCUCCGCCUCAGCCCCAGCCAGGAUGCAGCAGGCCCGGGGAUACUCAUCCAUGAGCCCACUUUCAUCGAGAACGGCCAAUGGGAGAUCAUCCACAAGCCGUCCAAGCUCCACGGGCCGGAGGUGGCCACGGAAGGGCAGCGGGAAGAUGUCACCUUCUACCUGAUCAUCCGCCGGAAGCCCCUCUUCUACCUGGUCAAUGUCAUCAUCCCCUGCAUCCUUAUCACUCUCCUCGCCAUCUUCGUCUUCUACCUGCCUCCUGACGCUGGAGAGAAGAUAACCCUGUCCAUCUUUGCCCUGCUCACCCUGACGGUGUUCCUCCUCCUGCUUGCCGACAAAGUUCCCGAGACGUCCCUGGCCGUCCCCAUCAUCGUCAAGUACCUUAUGUUCACCAUGGUGCUGGUCACCUUCUCUGUCAUCUUCAGCGUCGUGGUCCUCAACCUCCACCAUCGCUCGCCCAACACGCACGCCAUGCCCCUCUGGGUCAGACAGAUCUUCAUCCACAAGCUCCCCAAGUACCUAGGCCUGCACAGGCCCAAGCCGGAACCCGUCUUCGAACCGGAACCGCUGCCCGUCCUGAGGGACGUCCCGGGAAGGGGCUUCGGCAGGGGGACGGACGAGUAUUUCAUCCGAAAACCACCCCGGGACUUCCUCUCCCCCAAGCCCAGCAGGCUCCAGGCAGAAGCGUCAGGGCCGGACCUGCGACGGUUCACGGACGAGCCGAGCCAGGGGCCGAGCCGGGGCCCGACCCUGCCUCCCGAGCUGCGGGAGGCCAUGGCCUCCAUCACCUACAUCGCCCAGCAGCUCCAGGAACAGGAGGACUACGAUGCGCUCAAGGAAGAUUGGCAAUACAUGGCCAUGGUGGUGGAUCGCCUCUUCCUCUGGACGUUCAUCAUCUUCACCAGCGUGGGCACCCUGACCAUCUUUCUGGACGCCAGCUACCACCUCCCCCCACCGGACCCCUUCCCCUGAGGGCCGGGGUUAGGACAGCAGGACAGAGCCCGACCCUGGGAGUCGAAGGACCCGAGUUCCAAUUCCAGCU
Messenger RNA from Tachyglossus aculeatus (Australian echidna), 1570 nucleotides. RefSeq names its product cholinergic receptor nicotinic beta 1 subunit (gene CHRNB1). The record is from RefSeq and is a predicted model, not a curated record. Bases 1 to 1500 code for a protein of 499 amino acids. The transcript has 11 exons. Gene Ontology annotation, molecular function: transmembrane signaling receptor activity; acetylcholine-gated monoatomic cation-selective channel activity. Gene Ontology annotation, cellular component: neuron projection; postsynaptic membrane; synapse. Lineage: Eukaryota; Metazoa; Chordata; Mammalia; Monotremata; Tachyglossidae. Gene Ontology annotation, biological process: nervous system process; regulation of membrane potential; monoatomic ion transmembrane transport.